Neltuma alba is the source of this 744-nucleotide messenger RNA. Its product is annotated as dof zinc finger protein DOF3.5-like. Gene Ontology annotation, biological process: regulation of DNA-templated transcription. The transcript has a single exon. The record is from RefSeq and is a predicted model, not a curated record. The coding region runs from base 1 to 744 and encodes 247 amino acids. Gene Ontology annotation, molecular function: DNA-binding transcription factor activity; DNA binding. Lineage: Eukaryota; Viridiplantae; Streptophyta; Magnoliopsida; Fabales; Fabaceae.
AUGGAGAGUAGCGGGUGGAAGCCUAAUGUAGAGAUAUCACCGAACUGUCCCAGGUGUGGGUCUUGCAACACCAAGUUCUGCUAUUACAAUAACUACAGCUUGACUCAACCUCGUUACUUCUGCAAGGGGUGCAGAAGGUACUGGACCAAAGGAGGAUCACUCCGCAAUGUCCCCGUCGGCGGUGGCUGCCGGAAGAACAGACGUGGCAGUAAGACCUCCUUCAGACAACCAUCCGGGGAUUCUCUUCCUCCCGAGAUUUCAGCUCAUGGAGAUAAUUGUAAUCGCGCAGCAAAUCCAUCUUCAUGUAGCUCCUCAGGUGUGUCUGAUGCUCCAAAUAUUGAUCUUGCACUUGUUUAUGCGAAUUUCCUCAAUCAAAAGCCAGAUUCAACAGCACCAAGCGCAGAAGUUUUGGGUCUGCCAUCAGAAGAUGAUAAACUUGGUGUGAGUGGGUGUUUGACAGAAUCCCAAUUGAGUGAGGGUAACCAAAUGUACCUGUAUGGGUUCAACUCUAUGCCGAAAUAUCUGGAAGAUCAUGGAAUUGAUCAGCGUUGUAGUAGCAACAGUAGUCACGAUGCUAUGAAUUUUGAGUUGCCGCCAUUGCCAGGUGAAGAGGCGGAUUUGCAUGAUAUGAUGUGGUCCGGUUCUGGCUUGCACUCCUCGCAGCUCCCUCUUUUUGGUGCUGAUGCUCAUGAUGCCGACUUCUUAUUGGAUAAUUGGGGCCACUUCGAUUUAUCCAGGCCAUGA